UAAAAUCCUCCACAGUAACGGCUUGUUUUUUGUGCUCAGUAUGAAACACAGUCUUGUUCUAAUCCAUCUCCAAAGAUGGCAGUGGUGUUUAUGUCGUCCAUCUUUGUGCUGGUGCUCUAUUUUCUCAAAGGCAAAACACUCGGGGAAGUCGUGAACUAUACGCACUGUGAUCUACUUCAUAGUAGCUGCAGUUGUGCUAAGAUUAAACCAAAACUGCUGCAAAAAUAGACAAUCUGUUCUUUUUUUCUGUGUACAGUAAGUCCUUUAAAACAUUUAUAAUUAUUUCAGAGCAGACGUGUUGGCGUGUUCCUCUGUGAGUCAAAAAGAAAGUUUCAUUGCUCUGUGCUGUCAUUGCAUCCACUUCCUUCUCUUUUUUUGUAUCUGCCCUAUUUCCCAAAACCAGGCACAUAUGUGAGCCUCUCUGGUGGAGUAAGAAGCGCCAUUUCAAUAGUAUAACUUGCGUCUAUAUGUCUGGUGAACUUUUACUCAUUUUCCCCUUUUUUGUUACUCUCUUUGCUGUUGGCUAUAAUUCCAAUUAUGAUAAUCCACACUUAUUUUGUCUAAGUUGUUUUAUAUACUUGUAUGCUGAUUUAAAAAAAAAACAAAAAAAAAAAACUAAAGGAAGGAAAAGCCUCUAAGAAAAAAAGCAGCAGAUGACAGUUUUUGGGAAUAUUCACUUGUGUUUUUCAACUCCAGUACUCCCACUGUCGUUUCUAUUUGAACAUUUUUGCUGUUCAGUUCUUCUGUGUUACUGCUGGAGGUAAUCCCCAGCCUUCUGACUCCCCUCCCUCCACUUAACUUCCCUCCCUCCUCCUCUCACUGGGUGCCACAGCACCAGUGUGAUCAAACUCCAGUUCAAACUGGCCUCUGCUCUGCUCCCAUGGCUGACUCUCCUCUUAACCACUCCUGGCCGUCUUUCUCCAAGCUCUGGAUGAAGAGAUGGUCCUUCAAGAGAGCAUCCGAGUGCAACCCAUGUAGCCAGUCCUGUGGGAAUCCCAGUACCCAGCUCAGAGUCCAGCCACCCAGUGGGAAAGGAUCUUCCUCCUCAUUACCGCCGGCCUCCAUCACAGAGGAUGUAUUCAGUGACAACACCAGUGAUGAUCAGGAUGCAUCCUCUGUACUCAGUGACUACGACUGUCCCUGUGUGGACGCGGGCAGCAGCCUAGAGGACCUGCAGGGUCUCAGUUCCUCCCUCAGGGACUCGGAGUACUUUAAAGACCUGCAGGGAGAAUUACCAGCCUCAAAGGCUGCAGCGUCAAAAGACACCUCUGCAUUUCCAGAGAGCAACACACAGCAAACUGAUAACUUACAGGAUCCUGUAAACACAAACAGUCAGACCAAAAACCAACCCACGGCUCUGACCACAGACUUCCCACAGGUCAAUGCAACAUCAUUUCCUUCCUUUGAACAAUUUGCAGAUCAACCUCCCUCUGACGCUGUUGCCCAGCUCAGCCCAAAGCCGCUGCCGGGUUGUGUCGCCGACGGCGAUGACUUCGCUGCCUCUGCAUUCAGCCUCAACUGGACAGUUAAUCUAAAUGGGCUGCUGGAGUCCUUGGAAACAGUGAAAGCGGUUGAAGAACUGAACGACGUAAAGGACCAGGGCAAAAUGGAGUUGGAUGGAGAGCCAGACAUGGACAGCUUUCCGAUUUUGGUCAGAUCCAUGUCAACGUCUCGGAGGCACAGCUGGGGGGUUCCUCUGUCACCCCUCAACUCUGGCAGGAGACUGAGUCUGGACACCGCAGCCAUAGACAGCGAUGAAGAUGGAGACGAUGAUGACGAACAACAUAGCAGUCUUUUCCAGUCCUCCCAGCAGCAGUCUGACAGCUUCUCAGCAGGAGCCGGAGAUGAGCCAGAUGGUUUCAGUUUGAGGGUCACCGGUGGAUCAGGCAGGCAUCUGUACUCUCGAUCGGACAUCCUUGCCACCGAUGAAUAUUCCCGAGCGGCACACAUUUCCCGUGUCGUGCAGACCUCCAAACAGGCCGCCAGGGCAGCAGGAGUGGCAGAGGAGUUUGACCCAGAAGAAAACCUGCACUCAUCAGAGGGACAAAGCCACAUGCUGAUGGUACAGAAAGUUCUGCAGGAGCUAAAGCUGUACUAUGGAGCGAAGCACAGAAACACCAGCAGUCCAGACUCCAAGGAUUCAGGAAGUGUCACUUGGUACGAGUUCCUCUCCAAUGCGAAUGAGGAAGAGGAAGACAGAGCAGAGAAGGCUGAGAAAGGAACAAAGGUGAAAAGGACCCUCAGCUCCCUGAGGAGCAGGGUGACGGGCUCCUUCAAUAAAGAUAAGGGUAAGAACCGAGGAAAAGAGCUGCAGAGGGAGAGAGACAGGGAGGAGAAAGAGAAAGUGUGCAGGACCGGCAGCAGCAGCAGCAACGGGCAUCAUUUUGUGCCAGGCUCCUUCUCCAGCUCCGCCACCUGCUCGCUGUGCAGCAAGAGUUUGCUGAAAAAGCAUGGAAUGCAGUGCAUGAAUUGUGCUGUGAACGUUCACAAGAGCUGCAAGUCUCUGCUGGGUGAGUGCACCAGCAGCAAGAAUAAGAGAGAUUUUCACUCGAGGGGCAGCGGGUCAGCAUCUCCUAGCCUUGCGCUGAAAGACAGGGACAGGGAGAAAGAUCAGGCAGGCAGAGAUUCGGCUCAGGCUGCGGAUGGCCACCGAGGGUUUCCCGGCGUCCCAGGCAUGACCGUUAGCUCGUUUGGAGCCAGCACUCAGCCUUCAGCCAGCCUCAGCAGCAGCUUCUCCGCAGCCCCUGCCUGCAGCGUCGGCCCCAGCCUCCGUCACCACAGUAGCUCCGGAUCCCUCCCUGGGGACAUGGAUGAGAUAGACUCUCUGCGCUCUAAACGCUGCAACGACGACGCCGUUUCUCUUGCACCUUCCAUUGCCGAGUCCAUCAUCGUAGAAGACGCUCACUAUGCAGCAGUGCGGGCCGACCUGGAGUCUGAUGCUCAGGACUUGGAGGCCGACUCCUGGAGCCUCGCGGUUGAUCAGCAUUAUCUGAAGAAACAUUCAAAAGACGUGGCGAAAAGGCAGGAUGUUAUUUAUGAGCUAAUGCAGACGGAGAUGCACCAUGUGAGGACACUCAAGAUAAUGCUGCGUGUUUACGUCCGAGAGAUGAAGGAGAACCUGCAGGUGGACUCGGGCAGACUGGACUGCCUUUUCCCCCGCCUGGAAAACCUCCUCGACCUUCACACACAUUUCCUGUCAUGUCUCAGAGAGCGACGGCGAGAAAACCUUGUCUCACCCAGCGACAGGAACUACACUAUCAAUAGAGUGGCAGACAUCUUAAUCGCUCAGUUCUCAGGUGAAAUAGGAGAGAGGAUGAAAAACUGCUAUGGAGAUUUCUGCAGCCAUCACACUGAAGCGGUCAGCUUGUACAAAGAGAUGCUGCAAAACAAUCGAAGGUUUCAGAACCUCAUAAGGAAAAUCAGCAACUUAUCCAUUGUACGGAGGUUAGGAGUGACGGAGUGUAUUUUGCUGGUAACGCAGAGGAUUACCAAGUACCCAGUCCUGGUGGAGCGCAUCCUUCACAACACUGAAGCGAACACAGAGGAGCACCAAGAUCUGACUCGGGCUCUGAGUCUGAUCAAAGACGCCAUCAAAGAGGUGGACAGCCUGGUUAACCUGCAUGAGAAGGAGUCUCGACUCCGAGAUAUUCACAGCAAGAUGGAGCCGAAGACGCAGGGAAAGAUAAAGGAUGGCCGGGUGUUUCGUAGGGAGGACCUGGCUCAGGGAAGACGGUGGCUGCUGCAUGAGGGAACUGUCAGCUGGAAAGCUGCCUCUGGCAGACUCAAAGAUAUCCUGGCUGUUCUGCUGUCAGAUGUGCUGCUUUUACUUCAAGAGAAGGAUCAGAGAUACGUUUUUGCUACAGUAGAUAACAAGCCUUCAGUGAUUUCUCUCCAAAAGCUGAUAGUCAGGGAGGUGGCCCAUGAGGAAAAGGCCAUGUUUCUCAUUUGCGCCUCCUCAAACGAGCCAGAGAUGUACGAAAUCCACACCGCCUCCAAAGAGGAGCGAAACUCUUGGAUGACAUACAUACGGCAAGCAGUCGAGAGCUGCCCUCACUCAGAGGAGAGACUGUUCAGCGAGGAAGAGGAGGCUCGAGCUGCAAGGCUUCGAGAAUUUCAAGAGCGUCUGAGCCAGAGGGAUUCAGUGAUCGUUCAGGCUCUCGCAGAGAAACUGCAGCUGUUCGCAGAGAUGGCGGAGUCCGUGGCUGGCCUGGAGGACACGGCUUCUCGCUCAAAGCUGCUGCUCCGGGGCGAUGCCUCUGACCUCCAGCAGGGGGAGGUGCUGCUCAAAGGAGCCAUCACUGAAGUGGAGAACCUGCAGAACUUGUUGCAGGCUGGCGUGAAGGAAGAGGCUCAGGCAACACGGGCGGAGGACGGGAGCGGUUCUGGGGUUCUGCCCAGGAGAGCGGGGACUUUUGGAGGCUAUGACAGCAGUCCGGUCAUCCUCUCUAAGAAUGGCAGCGUGAAGAAGAGCUUCUCUGGCGAGUUCAGGAACAGAGACAGGAGCCAAAGAGCCAGUUCCGACCCUCAGCUCAAAGGCCUCUGUGGAAGCCACACCUUGGAACAGACGGUGGAUCAGAGCUGCUCCUCUCCUCCAAGAUGGAACCAGAUCUGGUCCAACUCUUUCCCCGAAGCUGAGUUCUUUGACAAAGUGUUGAUGCUUUCCCAGAGACUUUAUAGCCUGCAGGCCAUUGUAGCGCAGCAGGACAGUCAGAUUGAGCUGCAGAAGGCCUCGCUAACAGAGCGUGUGUCUCUGCCUGGGCGCAACAAAGGAAACGGGCUCUUGGAGCAGGAGAAGCAGCGGACUUUAGCCCUGCAGAGAGAGGAGCUGGCCUACCUGAACAAGCUUCAGUCUCAGCACAGGCAGGAGCAGCAGCGCUGGGAGAAAGAACGGGAGCGGCACCGGCAGCAAGUGGAGGCAACCGAGGCCCAGCUACGACAAAGAGAGGAGGAGUGCAGAAAACUAGAGGAGCAGCUGGCUAAGGAGAAGGAGGAAUUGGACAGGCAGAGAGAGACGUAUCAGAAGGACUUGGAGAGACUGCGGGAGUCCACUAGAGCUGUGGAAAAGGAAAAGGAGCGACUGGAGUCCCAGAAGAAGAUGAAAAGGAAAACAAUUGAGGUGGCUCCGAUGUCUGGCAGUCUGAACGGGGAUCUCAUCUCGUCCUCCGGUCUCGGCAGCUCCUCCUGUGUCUCAGAGUUGCCCCACUCCCAGAAGCCCGUGGUGCGGGGAAGCCUCUCGGUGGCGCAGGCCGACUACCCCGAGCGGCCUGAGGUCAUGCUCCGGCGGGACACGGGCUCCUCGACGCUUCCUCUCCCGCUGAAGACGGAGGUGCCGCUGCACCUCUUCAGCACCACCAACCAGCAGCACAAACCGGUCGGGGUGCAGCAGCAGAUCCCCACCAAACUGGCAGCGAUCAACAGCGGCAAAGGGAAAGGGAGCAAAAGUGGAAAAGCGUCACAUCGCACCGACAGCUCUGCCUCGGUGGACAUGAAGCAGAUGCUCCCCCUGAAACUGUCUGCUAGAGACGACAACGUCCUGAAGGCCAAACGCUCCAUCAGCCCCCAUCAGCUGCCCCUCCAGUCUCACUCCCUGCAUCACCACUCGGAUCAGCUGAGUCCAGAGCAGACUGGGUUAGACACACAGCCCACCUCCUCCAUCAGCUUCACCCAGAAGCCCCCCAUGCAGGGCGUGCAGCCCCAUCCUCCCCCCUCCGUUCACCACCUCCACUCCCAGAGCGCCGACUCCCUCCCGUUCCAGCCCCACCUGCAGCCGCACAGCCUCAGCCAAAUCGCACAGGCCAACGCCUCGCUGAACGUUCACGGCCUCAGUGUGACGCCGCCCUACGGCCUCCCUGCUGAGGACCUCAACAAGGAGGACGUCAUAUUUUUUUAAAGCGCCAGCUGCCCCAGGAGCGAGCACCGACUCCCAGUCUGACCACAGCGUGUUGCCGAGGCUCGCGUGGAGAAAUUUCCCCAACGUUUUAUUUGAUAGCGUUUGCUAAUUCACAUUUUUAUCCAAGCUGCCUCUAAUAAUUUAUUUAAUUUUUAGGCAUAUAUACUUACAAGCAUGGGGUACAAAGGUGUCCUCAAACAAAGGAGUCCAGCGUUGAUUUAUUAUUAUUUUAAUUAAGUUUUAUUAAUCCAAAGACACAAAACACAUUUCUGAACAGGAUCUGACUGAAAGGAGAAUGGUGAAGGAUUGUUUUUGUUUUCAUUUUUAUCUAGAAGACGUUUGGUUUGUGAGGAGCAAAACGUUCAGUGAAGGAUAUUUACCGCUCUCUCCUGCUGGUCCUGGACCCUCAUGAAGCUUUUCACCAGAAGUGAUCAGAAAAACUCUGCUUGAAGUUUCAUCUGCACAUUGUUAAAAAAAAACAAAAAAAAACAAAACAAAAAUAAAAACCUCCAAAAUAACGAAGGAAGAUUUCAUAGGGAUACGUUGUAAAAAGUUGAUUGUACAGCUUUUAUGAUUGUAAAGCUUAAUUGCAUUUUUCGGUACUUGUCUUAAGUGUGCUUCUUUCGAAAAAAAAAAAAUAAUAAUUGUAACGACAACACCAGCCUUGUUGCUGGUUUAGAAAGUUAACUAACAUUUUAUUUCAGCAAAAAGAGGGCUUUUUUUUUUUUAAGUAAUAUGUGUAAAACUCUGAAGUGAGACUCAAAGAACACUUUCCUUAGAAGAGUUGGAGAGUUUUUUUCUUUGGUUUCGUAACCCUAAUCUGCCAAUCUUGUUCUGCUUUGGUCAAAAUGACUUCCUGAAUUGUGCUUAUAUAAGUGGCAAAAUUCCAAAACGUGGUCAAAUUUGAACUUUCCCUUUAGUUUGUUUCACAAAGGGUGAAGAAAGUAAAGCGGUUCGGUUGAAAGACGUUCUGUUCCCAGUUGUUUUCGACGUGCUGCAGGUAAAGACCGAAUCUGUCUGUUCUGCUGCUCAUGUUGAGUUUGCCGUGUCUGCAUGCUGGACUUUAAAAACAAACGGUUCAUCAGAAUCAGGAUGAGCAAUCAGUUCAGAUGCUCUGAUCCUGAGUUAGAGGCUGAUUUCCGAUCUGUUUAUUUUUUUUUUUUUAAAGCUUGAUGUACUCGUAUUGAAAUUAAUAAGAUAAUAAGAAUUUAAGAAGAUAUUGGGUUAGAAUAUCUUUUUCUGGCUUUUUGACAAAAAGGAAGCGGAUUUAACGUUGAUGUAAAACAAGAUUUUUCUGUUUCAGACAAAAUGAUCAUGGAGUUUACAUUUUAAGCAAUGUCAUCAUUCUAUAUUAUAGGUUAUUAUGCAUCUCUAGGUACUUGGCUCCUUCCAUUAGUUACAAUUUCUGAAAGGCUGCCGACAUUAAUCCAACCUUUAACAGCCAGCCUGGUUAAAAGCUCAAAAGUAUAAAAUACAGUUCCUGGAGCUCCAUGAUUCUUCUACCAUAGGCAUGUCUGAACAUGUUUUCUCUUGACUAGCUUCUGGCAUCUCUGUGCUUCCUCUCAUUCAUUUUUAACCACCUUAGCGGGACCAAAACUCAGUCGUCUUCACUCGUUAGCUGCGUUCACGCUGAAGUGUUGUCACCACGGCAACCUGGUCGCUUUUUUAUGCACAAAGUUUUCUGCUGGUUGGAAACUUAAACAUCAAACUGAUCACUGGUUAAGGCAGAUCCCCAGCCCACUGCUGGCUGCAUCUCGAUUCUGGAGUGCGUUUGGAGAACUCAUUUUAAAAGAAGAAGUAGCAAAGGCUGCCUAAGUUUUAGGAGUUUCUCCUCACUCACUACUGGUGUAUAUCGAAACCAGAGCAGUAAGAGGAGACCUAAAGUUUGUGUUUUGCAGCUGACUAUCAAUUUCAAAGUUAAUGCACGAAACUGUUCCGAGUUUGUUUCACGUUUGAUAAUAUUUCAUUUGAAGGAUUGUGAAUGUUAAAAAGAUGUACAAAUGAUUGUCUUGAGGAGAAAAUGUGGAGCUUUCCAGUUUUUUUGUUUUUUUUUAACUCUUCGCAGACAGAGACCAAGCUCAGUAGGAUGAUCCGGAGCGGCUUAUUUUAUAUCCUAUAUAUUUUUGUACAUAGUUUAUGUGACCUACAGCAUUAGCUGCCUUCCUGUUGCUUAAUUUGUCAUGAAUCAGGUUGUAAAAAUCCAGCGGACGUCUGUUUUGUGUGUACACUUUACACACACCCACGCACAGGCUUCUGUGUACACUCAGUACGGUACACCUGUGGACGCUCUCUUCUGUCGAUAAAACCAUAAUCGCAUGUUGCUGUGAUUUAACUGAAAUUGAAGGCGUUUUUUUUUUUCUUUUUUCUUUCUCUCCUCACUUGUUUUUGUUGUCCGAACUAACCUCGAUGUCCGCUGCCUGUUGGCUCUCUGGUACGACUCAUGAUUGAGGUUUCACCAAGAUUAUGCAUCAGUUAAAAAUAUAAUUGUCUCCUCUUUUUUUUUUUUUUUUUUUUUUUUUUUUUUUUUUUUAGUGGUUUGAACCAAAGACACAUGCGGCUGACUCUGUUCCUAUCUGUGCACAUGCACGGAGGAUUGAAGACACCGUGCUCGUUCUGUGGUUGUCCACAAGGUUUAUUUACUUGCCUAUAAAAGAAAAUUCUUCAGGGAGUGUCCGUAGCAAUUGUUUACAACAUCUUGUAGUCCAGCUCACAUCCUGCAUUGGGUCUGGUUUUGGGAAAACAUACGCUUCCUCUGCAAAAUUACAGAUCCCUCCUCAUCUACACUGUAGACAUUAUGAUGAUGAUGAACCAGUUGAAUGUCGGUGGGAUCAGUAGGCAUGGGUUGGCAUGCUUUAUGUUUUAAGGUUUAAUUUCUGGUAUUUAAAACAGAACAUUUACUGGCUUUAUAAGCAACAUAUUGAUCAGGAGGAGUUGCAACUUGCAACUCCACAGCCAACAGUGGCUCUUUGGUCCUUCCUUAAUGGCUAAAAUAGUGCAGAAUCAUGUUUUAAUAUAGAUAUGAAAAAUGCAGAUUUUAGCAAGUUUUAAGUACUGUAGUUUUUCUUUUUUGCCCAUGGAAUAAAUCCUUCAUUGAAUUUCCACAGCAGAAAUAUCUGUAAUAUUUAUUAUUGACUCGUCAUUAUGGUGGAAACUGUUUUGUUUGUUUUUAUUUGCCUCGUUUUUUACAAACAUCAACAUGCCACCUAAGAAAAUGUAGUUUUUCUUCGUUUUAAAUCCUAAAGCCAGAAACAAGAUGGUGGUUCUGUAAAAUUGACCACUAAUUUUCCUAUAGCAGAUAUUCAAGGAUUAAGUUGUCCUUUCACCAAAGGCUCUGUGACAUUUGUGGCCCUAAAGUUUUAUAUAGCUGGAUGAAGGGCAAAAACGACUCCUUAGUGUGUAAAGGUUGCAAAACACCAUAUUGGUUUCCAAAUGCAAAUUGCAUUCAAAUACUACAAAUUUCUGCUCUUUAUAGAGUAAAACAAACAUUACCAGCUUAAAUUGGCUGCUUAGUCAGGCUUUCUGCUCAGGUAGCCAGUCUGCGUGUAGCUUCACAACUGUAGUUUAAAAUGGCAUUACCUUAAUAAAUGAUAGGUGGCGCUCAAUUUCCAUCCACGCCUUUUAGUGACCUUUGCCUCUGCAAAUACUUUCAAGAAACAUUAGUUUCCCCCCCCCCCAAAAAAAAAAAAAAUUGCAUUCUUUCAGCCAGCCAAUUGGUAGUGAACAGCAACAGGCAGGGGAGGGGCUGCUCCUUACAGUUUGAGAAAGCACCAUCACGCCAGGUUUUUUUCUGGAAUCUCAUUGAAAGGAUUUUAAGGUACGAUGUCAAAUUGUAGCUUUUUUUUUUUUUUUUUUUUUUAAAGCCUAACUUUAUAUUGCAGUGACAGCAGAAACCUGCCCAUGCCUAGUGCCCAGCACUCUGGCUUUGACCUCAACUAUAAUGCGGCAUGCUGUUGGAAGAUGUUUGUCUGUAGACGUUUUGUGUGGUCGCUCACUCCAGGGUACGUUCAUAACUCUGCAGCAGAUGGAAAAACUUGUGUAAGAGCACUUUAGCUUUGCUCCAGAGUUUCGCGUCCAUCCUCAGCAGGUGCCACUGUUCUGAUCAAAUGAAGUCUUAAACGUUGCAUCGCUGCACUCGGACGCUUGGUGUACUUGACUGUUGUAUAUUUCAGAAUGUGGUCAGUCGUGCCACUGUGUGUACAUGUAUGUUUUUGUGUGUGUGUGUGUGUGUGUGUGCUACAAAGCAGAAGAAGCAUUUUAUGCACACUUGUUGGACCUGUAAUAUGUAAAUAAACACGCAAAAUAUUUUAUUUCCUCUGCCAAUUUUACACUAGUCACUUUGGAUAGUAGCAUACUUGAAGAGGAAAAUAAAUGAUUAUAAUGUCUGUUUUAUGUAAACUUGUUUGUACCGACACUUAUGACAUCUGUAGCACACGGCUAAAAAAACUGAUUUUUGUACUUUUCUUUUUUCUUUUCUUUCUUAUUCACUGCGCCACAUUAGAGCACAAACCGCUGCCUUAGAGAGACCUAGAAAUAAAAAUCUCAAAAUUA
This is a messenger RNA of Gambusia affinis (western mosquitofish), 10438 nucleotides long. It is a transcript of the gene arhgef18b, whose product is annotated as rho/rac guanine nucleotide exchange factor (GEF) 18b. Gene Ontology annotation, molecular function: guanyl-nucleotide exchange factor activity. The transcript has 32 exons. NCBI's taxonomy places the organism in Eukaryota, Metazoa, Chordata, Actinopteri, Cyprinodontiformes, Poeciliidae. The record is from RefSeq and is a predicted model, not a curated record. The coding region runs from base 881 to 5890 and encodes 1669 amino acids.